This is a messenger RNA of Meleagris gallopavo (turkey), 2232 nucleotides long. RefSeq names its product maternal embryonic leucine zipper kinase. The record is from RefSeq and is a predicted model, not a curated record. Gene Ontology annotation, molecular function: protein serine/threonine kinase activity; ATP binding. NCBI's taxonomy places the organism in Eukaryota, Metazoa, Chordata, Aves, Galliformes, Phasianidae. Gene Ontology annotation, biological process: protein phosphorylation; intracellular signal transduction. Gene Ontology annotation, cellular component: cytoplasm.
CUUGCAGAAUCCAGGAUGUCUGCCAGCGACUACCAGGAAAUUCUCAAGUACUAUGAAUUACAUGAAACAAUUGGAACGGGUGGUUUUGCAAAGGUAAAACUCGGACGGCAUCUUCUUACUGGUGAAAAAGUUGCAAUAAAGAUCAUGGACAAAUUUGCUUUAGGGGAUGACUUGCCUCGUGUUAAAACAGAAAUUGAUGCCAUGAAGAACUUAAGUCAUCAACAUGUUUGCCGAUUGUAUCAUGUAAUAGAGACAUCAAAGAAAAUAUUCAUGGUCUUAGAGUAUUGUCCUGGAGGGGAGCUGUUUGAUUACAUUGUUUCUAAGGACCGCCUUUCAGAAGAGGAAGCUCGAGUCUUUUUUCGACAGAUUGUUUCAGCAAUUGCUUACGUUCACAGUCAGGGUUAUGCCCACAGAGACCUCAAACCAGAAAAUCUGCUGAUUGAUGAGAAACAUAAUUUGAAGCUGAUAGACUUUGGGCUCUGUGCAAAGCCAAAGGGAGGCCUCGAUUACCGCCUGAACACAUGCUGUGGAAGCCCAGCGUAUGCAGCACCAGAGCUAAUCCAGGGCAAAGCGUAUAUUGGCUCAGAGGCAGAUAUUUGGAGCAUGGGUGUACUGCUGUAUGCUCUGUUGUGUGGGUUUCUUCCUUUUGAUGAUGACAAUGUGAUGGCACUCUACAGGAGGAUAACAAGAGGAAAAUACACCAUUCCAAAAUGGCUUUCACCUAGCAGUACACUGCUACUUAACCAACUGCUACAGGUAGACCCUAAGAAGAGGAUUACAGUUAAACACCUGCUAAGUCACCCUUGGCUCAUGCAAGGUUAUUCUGAUGCUGUUCAGUGGCAAAGUAAAUACCCACUGGGGCACCUUGAUGAGGACUGUAUAACAGAGCUUUCUGUGUUUCACAACCAGAGCAGAGAGAGUAUAUCGGCAUUGAUAUCAGAGUGGAAUUAUGACCAGAUGUCAGCAACCUAUCUCUUGCUUCAAUCCAAGAAGGUUCGUGGCAAGCGCAUCCACUUACGAAUUCCAUCACAAACAGCACAUGCCAGUGCAACACAGUCAGCAAGCCUGGGGUCUGAAAAGGCUGUGACAUCUGAAGAUGCGCCAGAUUGCAGCGAUGUGCCAGAUGCGUUUGGAUCCAUGGAAUUUUCUGAUGCAGCUUCAUUGUCUGAAGAAUGUCCACUGGAAGAGUUUAUUCUGAAUACUUGUGGAACAAAGCAGCAGUCAAGGCACGACACUCAGCCGGGUGGCACGGAAUUCACACUGUCAACUCCAGUGACAAGGAAAGUGGCAUCUAAGAAGCACGCAAACAAAGAGAAUGUUGGUGCAGAGUCAGCGUUAAGAGAUGAGCUGCCCUUUGCACUUCCUGCUCCAAAGGCCUCCUUUUCAAAGAGUGAGACAGACAAGCAAGUACAAGGCACACUCUUUCAGGCACCUACUCCCAAAGAGAGCCAGUUCACAACAGUCACCCCAGUUAAGAAGCCCAAAAUACCAACAAAUACGUAUGAACUGACAGCAACUGAGGUUCUUCCUGAGAGGAGGUGUCAUUCUGUGGAUUUAGAUCUCAACAUAGCUCAUGUGGAUAGCAGCCAAAAGAAGAGAAAGGCCAAACUAUUUGGAAGUCUUGAAAGAGGCCUAGAUAAAGUGAUAACAAUGCUUACACCAGGCAAAAAGAAGCGAUUCAGUAGACACGGACCAAGAAAACUUAAGGCACACUAUAAUGUUACCAUGACUCAACUACUGAAUCCAGACCAACUGCUGAGUGAAAUAAUCUCUGUCCUUUCAAAGAAGCAAGUGGAAUACACUAAGAAGGGCUACACCCUGAAAUGCCAAACAAAGCCAGACUUUGGCAAAGAAUCCAUGAAGUUUGAGUUAGAAGUGUGUCGGCUCAGUAAGAAUGAAGCAGUUGGCAUCAGGAGACAGAGGCUCAGAGGGGAUGCUUGGGUCUACAAGAGGCUGGUGGAAGACAUUUUAUCCAGCUGCCAAGUGUGACUGCUGCUCAGAAAGCCACAGUGUUGUACUGAGACUUUAAUCAUCGUUUUAGAAAAAAUCAGUCUGGAAAGGUAAUCUGUGAUCUCCUUCACAGCUGUAUUUGAGAAACCUUGUCAGCUCUGAUAGUUUAACCACCCCUUUGUGUAUAUGCCCACUGCACGUUUCCUUUUCUUACAAAAACUGUCAACUUCUGCUACAUGUUCUGCAAUUGUAACUCGACUGAAAUAAAGUUUCUUAAACUAC